AUGGUCUCUGAUGAGGGAAUCUGCUUUUUCUUUCAGUCUCCAUGUUCCUUUGAGAAGCCUUUUGAAUGCUUAGAGUGUGGGAAGAGGUUCAGUCACAGAAGCACUCUUCACCACCAUCAAAAUAUCCAUACAGGGGAGAAGCCUUUUGAAUGCUCAGAGUGUGGGAAGAGUUUCAGUCACAGUAGCAAUCUUCAAAAACAUCUAAGAACCCACACAGGGGAGAAGCCUUUUGAAUGCUCAGAGUGUGGAAAGAGGUUCAGUGACAGAAGUACUCUUCAGCGUCAUCAGAGAAUCCAUACAGGGAAGAAGCCUUUUGAAUGCUCAGAAUGUGGGAAGAGAUUCAUUCGGAGUGGCCAUCUUCAAAGUCAUCUCCGAGCCCACACAGGGGAGAAGCCUUUUGAAUGCUCAGAGUGUGGGAAGAGAUUCAGUCAGAGUGGCCAUCUUCGACAGCAUCAAAGAACCCACACAGGGGAGAAGUCUUUUGAAUGCUCAGAGUGUGGGAAGAGGUUCAGUGACAAGAGCACUCUUCACCACCAUCAAAGUAUCCAUACAGGGGAGAAGCCUUUUGAAUGUUCAGAGUGUGGGAAGAGAUUCAGCCACAGUAGCAGUCUUCAAAAACAUCUAAGAACCCACACAGGGGAGAAGCCUUUUGAAUGCUCAGAGUGCGGGAAGAGAUUCAGUCAGAAUGGCAGUCUUCAACUGCAUCAAAGAACCCACACAGGGGAGAAGCCUUUUGAAUGCUCAGAGUGUGGGAAGAGAUUCAGUCACAGAAGCACUCUUCACCACCAUCAAAGUAUCCAUACAGGGGAGAAGCCUUUUGAAUGCUCAGAGUGUGGGAAAAGAUUCAGUCACAAUAGCAGUCUUCAGAAACAUCUAAGAAUCCAUAGAGGGGAUAAGGCCUUUGAAUGCUCAGAGUGUGGAAAGAAACUUAGGGACAAUAGCAGUCUUCAAAAACAUCAAAGAAUCCAUACAGGGGAGAAGCCUUUUGAAUGCUCAGAGUGUGGGAAGGGAUUCAGUCAGAGUGGCAGUCUUCAACUGCAUCAAAGAACCCACACAGGGGAGAAGCCUUUUGAAUGCUCAGAGUGUGGGAAGAGAUUCAGUCAGAGUGGCAGUCUUCAAAAACAUCAAAGAACCCACACAGGAGAGAAGCCUUUUGAAUGCUCAGAGUGUGGGAAGAGAUUCAGUCGGAGUGGCAGUCUUCAGAUGCAUCAAGGAACCCACACAGGGUAGAAGCCUUUUGAAUGCUCAG
This is a messenger RNA of Heteronotia binoei (common prickly gecko), 1249 nucleotides long. Its product is annotated as zinc finger protein 135-like. Gene Ontology annotation, cellular component: nucleus. The transcript has a single exon. The coding region runs from base 1 to 1230 and encodes 409 amino acids. The record is from RefSeq and is a predicted model, not a curated record. NCBI's taxonomy places the organism in Eukaryota, Metazoa, Chordata, Lepidosauria, Squamata, Gekkonidae.